UUGACGAAAGACGAGCCCACAUUCGCAUAAAUCCCAUCCCCGCGGACAACUCAGCGCAUCCUUCUUCCUAUAUCAUUUCCUCCGACGACAGCCUUCGAUAAAUCCCCGUUCAUGGCGGAGACGCUAAAACCCUAAAACCCUCGAUCUCAAAUUCCUGAGAUCUCUGUACACACAAGAGAUCGGGUCAAAUGAGCUCCACCAUUUGUUUAGCUCUCCUCUUGCUCUCCUUCCACCUUCUCUUCUCUGCAGGAGAAUCGAAGUCUCAAGCUUUCAGGCGAGAUCCAGGGCAUCCUCACUGGCACCAUGGAGCUUUCCACGACGUUCAGGACAGCGUUCGAGCCGAUGUUCGUCGGAUGCUUCAUACUCGUGCGGAGGUUCCCUUUCAGGUUCCACUUGAGGUUAACAUCGUUCUUGUUGGUUUCAAUGGAGAUGGAGGCUACAGAUACUCGCUAGAGGCGCAUAAGCUGGAGGAAUUCCUCAAAAGCAGCUUUCCAACUCAUCGACCCUCGUGCCUUGAGACAGGCGAGCCAAUUGACAUUGAGCAUCACAUAAUAUACAAUACAAUACCGGCUGGCCAACCAGAAUUGUUAGCUCUUGAAAAGGCACUGAAGGAUGCAAUGGUUCCAGCAGGGACUGCACGGGAGAGUGAGUAUGGAAGGCAGAUCCCUCUUUUUGAAAUAGAUGCUGCUGCUGUGGAGCCAACUUUUCAAAAGUUAUAUUCUUUUAUAUUUGACUUGGAAAGUGGUGGAUAUGCGGCAACUGAAAUGGAUAGACCUGUACCUGCUGCAAUAUUUGUUGUCAAUUUUGACAAGGUGAGAAUGGAUCCAAGGAACAAGGAAAUUGAUCUUGAAGGUCUAAUGUACAGCAAAGUUGAUAGUUUAACAGAAGAACAACUGAAAAAUCAAGAAGGCGGUUACAUUUAUCGUUACCGUUACAAUGGGGGAGGUGCAUCUCAAGUUUGGCUUGGUUCUGGAAGAUUUGUUGUGAUUGAUCUUUCAGCUGGCCCUUGUACAUAUGGGAAAAUAGAAACUGAAGAAGGAAGUGUUAGUUUCAGAACCUUGCCACGGUUAUCAAGUUUAAUCUUUCCAAGAGGCUCCAAUUAUGACAGUGUCAGUGCAACAAAUGAUCUUUUCAUUGGACAGCUCGGAGCUCUGAUUUCAACCACCAUUGAGCAUGUUAUAGCCCCGGAUAUUAGGUUUGAAACUGUUGACUUGACGACAAGGUUAUUGGUGCCUGUAAUCAUAUUGCAAAAUCAUAACAGAUACAACAUUCUCGAUGCUGGCCACAACUAUAGCAUAGAUAUCCAUGCAAUUGAGAAAGAGGUGAAGAAGAUGGUCCGUGCUGGACAAGAAGUGAUUUUGGUUGGCGGUUCACAUGCAUUACAUCAUCAUGAAAAGUUAGCAAUUGCUGUUUCAAAAGCUAUGCGAAGUCAUUCUCUUCAAGAAACGAAGAAGGAUGGGCGAUUUCAUGUCCGUACUAGAACGUAUUUGGAUGGAGCCAUCCUUAAAGAGGAAAUGGAGCGUUCUGCUGAUGUUCUUGCAGCUGGUUUGCUAGAGGUUGCAGAUCCCUCACUUUCAACUAAAUUUUUCCUGCGUCAGCAUUGGAUGGACGAAUCUGGUAGUUCUCAAGAUUCCAUUAUCAAGAACAAACCAUUGUGGGAAACUUAUUAUUCUACAUAUGGAAAAAAGAAGAAAAAGAAUGAGAAAAAGAAACAGGGAAACUUGUACAGGACCUACGGAACUAGAGUCAUUCCUGUAUUUGUAUUAUCUUUAGCUGGUGUUGAUGCUGAUCUCCUAAUGGAAGACGAAAGUCUUGUCUGGACUAGUAAAGAUGUUGUCAUUGUCCUUCAGCAUGAAAAUGAAAAAAUACCUCUAAGCUACGUCUCAGAAACAGCAAGGCAAUAUGCAUUCCCAUCUAUGUCGCAGCGCCACAUAUUGGCGGGAUUGGCAUCUGCAUUGGGAGGAUUAACUGCACCAUAUGAGAAAGCAUCACAUAUACACGAAAGGCCCAUCCUGAAUUGGCUCUGGGCUACGGGUUGCCAUCCAUUUGGGCCAUUCUCCAAUUCAUCUCAAAUCAGCCUAAUGCUUCAGGAUGUUGCGUUGAGAAGCACGAUAUACGCACAGGUUGAUUCUGCUCUUCGAAGAAUCCGGGAGACAUCUGAGGCUGUUCAAUCUUUUGCUGCAGAACACCUUAAAACACCACUUGGCGAGCCAGUGAAAGGAAAGAAAAAUAAGUCAAGCACAGAGCUGUGGCUGGAGAAGUUUUACAAAAAAGUAACCAAUCUACCAGAACCAUUCCCUCAUGAGUUAGUUGAACGAUUGGAGCAGUACUUAGAUAAACUUGAAGAGCAGCUCGUGGAUUUAUCGUCAUUAUUAUAUGACCAUCAAUUGGAUGAUGCAUACCAGAACAGUACUGACAUCUUACAAAGCACCGUUUUUACUCAACAGUACGUAGAACGAGUUUUGCAUACGGAAAAGGAGAAGAUGAGGUGUUGCCAUAUCGAAUACACUUUCCCAACUCAAACAUCACAGACUUUCGUGUAUGGUGGGAUCUUACUUGCAGGAUUCCUUGUAUAUUUCCUUGUUAUUUUCUUUUCUUCACCCGUGCGCUAGCAAAUAUCUAGUUCACAAAAGGGAGCGUUAAAUUGGAAUUUUUUUUAAAUUAUUUUUGGGUGUAAUUUUAUUUUCUACUUUGGUGAGCUGUUGUGGUCAUUUUUUAGCGGGUGUGUAUGCUAGAAAUAAUGCCUAGGCCUAGGGUAUCAAUGGUGUUCCUUUCCUGUAGAUUUGGAAAACGGGAUCGACGACGCAGAGUAGUUAAUUUAUUCCUUUCUACAGGAGAGUUACAUCAAGCCUCAAAAUAUUGUUGCUGUUGUUCUGCUGUCAUUCCUUAACGCAUAGCUUCUUAUCGCAAAGCUGAGAAGCUGUCUAUUGAACGAUCAGUUUUUUUUUUUUUAAUCAUGUGGGGGCUAGGUAACUUCUCCA
Asparagus officinalis (garden asparagus) is the source of this 2981-nucleotide messenger RNA. RefSeq lists its product as uncharacterized. Lineage: Eukaryota; Viridiplantae; Streptophyta; Magnoliopsida; Asparagales; Asparagaceae. The record is from RefSeq and is a predicted model, not a curated record. The transcript has 16 exons. The coding region runs from base 189 to 2612 and encodes 807 amino acids.